AUGUUCGUGCCGUUGGGUGAGAAAGGCGACAUCUCACUGAUUCUGAUGCGUCGGCAGAUGUAUAUCUUUACAAACUCAAAGCUUUUUGCAAUUGCUGUUGUUGGUGUGCUGUUCAUCAUGUUUGCAUUCUAUAUGGGGAAUUCGUAUAAAUGGGCAAGUGAGCUAGUCAACAACAAUCUUCCAACAUCAAAACAAAGGCACUCUUCAGGAUCUCUGAAUUAUAAGUCAUCUUUGCCCACACAACGUCGCUUACCUGGUCCAUGCACCUGUCCUGAUGGCUUUACAGUUCUCAAAGACCACAUCCCAAAAGACCAGUAUGAGGAAUUAAUGCAGCGACGAGCUAAAGAGUUCCAGCAAUACAAAGCCAGGACUAAUUCAAUACUAUCCAAGCUACUUUUUGCUUUGCCUAACUCUCCUCUGCAGUAUCCUAUCCAGGGCGUUAUAGCACGACCCUUGACUGCAACUGCAAUACCAGGUUCUGGAGGGACGGAACUGAUUAUUGAGUCUAGCAGCCUGUUGGUCCUCAAUGACCUGCUGGCCAAAGUGUCCUAUACCAGCACCAUCUACCACAUAAACACUGGAGACCUUGUCACCUUCCAGUUUGAAAACUAUGAAGCCGUGUUUCCCAUUACCAUCCAGCAGCCUCAUGUACCAGUCCUGUAUGACAUGGGAACAGAAAACAAAUCUUAA
Molecule: messenger RNA, 690 nt
Organism: Neolamprologus brichardi
Lineage: Eukaryota; Metazoa; Chordata; Actinopteri; Cichliformes; Cichlidae
Source: RefSeq, a predicted model, not a curated record